Messenger RNA from Dracunculus medinensis (Guinea worm), 3771 nucleotides. NCBI's taxonomy places the organism in Eukaryota, Metazoa, Nematoda, Chromadorea, Rhabditida, Dracunculidae. The record is from the annotation of a GenBank genome assembly.
AUCAUUGGUGAAGCAUCGACAAGUCAUUUCUUUAUUCAUAGUGAUUGGGGUGGAAUGGUUCAUACCAACCAAUCACUUGCACUAUCAUCGUUGCCAAGUGGCUGGCUUUAUGGCAAAACCAAUUGUUCAACAAUUCAUAAAAUUUGUGAAAGAGCAAAGCUUUUAAAUAAUCGCACCAACAUAUUGAUUAAAAUUAUUGUAGAUUCACUCCAAACAUUAUCACCACAAAUUACUUCUUUAAUUCAACUGGCAGAAAAUGUGAUUGAUUCGUCUUUUGCAACUGCUAACCAGACAGUGGUCGCGAACUGUGAUAUCGAUUUGGUUUUCGUCAUCGACACUUCUCAAAGUGUUGAGGACGAAUUUGCAAUGCAACUUCAGUUUGCAACUGAUUUGGUAAAGGCAAUCUCACCUUCUGAUCUGGGAUCACGAAUUCGAAUCGCUGCCAUCUCUUUUUACACGCAAACUGCGACGGAAUUUAAUCUCGACCAGUCCAAUAGUAGGCAAGAGGUACUGGAUGCUUUAUCAGCAAUUAAACAUACAGGUGGAGGAACGUCGAUAGCGAGUGGAGUGAAUUUAGCCGUUCAUGAAUUUGAAACGAGGGGAAAAAUUCAUGCAAGAAGAAUGGUCGUCCUUAUAUCAGAUGGUAACAGCCAGGAUACCUGGGAUAAAUUAUUAAUUGCGGCCAAUCGUCUUCGAUCGAUUAACGCUAAUGUUUACGUCGUCACGGCUAGUUCCGAUUACUUUUUCAGAGAAUUGGAAAUAUAUGCGGGAAGUAAGUGGUUUGUCUUUACUGAUGCGCGAAAGCGCCAGUUUCUUGGAGAAGCCAAGAAGUUCAUUGGCCAGUGCGAGAAUCAAAUUUAUAGCACUACAAAGAUCCAACGAUCAACAGUUUCACCUAUAAUCAAUACGACAUUUGACCUGGAAAUAGAAGAGCCAACUUCUUCUACCCUCCUCCCGUUGACAACUAGCAGUGCAAUUGUAUGCAAAAACGAAUUGGUAGACAUUGCAAUCGUAAUUGAUACGUCAACAAGUGUUGAUAAAGAAUUUGAUGCGGAAAAGAGCUUCGCUCUCGAUCUGAUAAAAAUCUUACCAGAGACUGGCUUUAUUGAACAAUUUGCGAUAGCAAUAAUUCAAUUCGCUGGUAAUGCAAAACUCACAUUUGGCUUUGGUCAAAUACCUAAACGAGAUGAUAUACUUUAUGAAAUUGAUCGUAUUGAGAAUAGCGGUGGACAAACAUCUUUAGUAGCAGGAAUUAACGAAAUUUUAAAAGAAAUCGAAAGGCGGCACCGUCCUAAUGCUCGGCUUAUAACCGUGAUUAUAUCUGAUGGAAAUAGUCAAGAUUCAUGGCCCGUUGUGCAAAAAACAGCGGGAAAGCUUCGAGACAUUAGUGAAGUAUAUGCUGUGACUCUUUCUCCAUCCUACUAUUAUGAUGAACUGAAAGAAUACACCGGCUCUGAUAAACGUGUAUAUGUUGAUGACCGUAUAAGUCAAUUCUUGAAGGAGGUAGGAAUUUCGGUUUUAAGUUGCACUGGACAACAACGAAGAGCUAAUGCGGCUUCUGAUCAAAUAUAUACUAUUUUCAACAAUGAAUUUGAUUUAAAUAAUAUCGAUGUGAAAUAUAAGAAACUUCGAGCCAAAAUUAUUGCUGCACGUUUCGAGAAUGUGACACUUAAGGAUCAUACCUCCUCAAAAAGAGCUGAAUUUGCGAUAGAUGAAAUACCAACUGUCAAAGUUUAUAAUAGCGAAACGAAUGUACAAAAAUGCAAUUAUUCAAAGAUGGAUUUGGAGAUCAUAUUAGAUGCUUCAAGUAGCCGUCAAGAAGUUUUUGAACAUCAACGCGAAUUGGCAUUAUCACUAAUCGAACGACUUCCUAUUGACGCUGAUGAAACGCAUGUUGCUGUUGGCAUUAACUCCUUUACGCAGGUGCCAACGUUAAGACAAACUCUCGGACUUGGAAGAGAUAAACAAAUGGUUCGUAAUGUCAUCGAAAAUAUUAAAUACAAAGGAGGCAGCACCCUCACGGCAAGAGCUGUACAAUUGUCGGUGCAGGAUUUGCAAAGAGGUCGAAGGCCGGAUGCGAUACAAGUUGUUGUGUUAAUGAAUGAUGGCAUGUCACAAGAUCCGUGGGAUGCAGUUCUUUUGGCAAGUGACCAACUUCGUGCAACUGGAGCUGAACGUUUUGGUGUUGCUUUGGGUGAGAAUAUUGAUCUCCGUGAAUUAAAGUUGUAUAUUGGAAAUGAAGACCGCAUCUAUCGUGAUGGAUCCACAGAGCGAUUCCUGUCAGAUGUUGUUAACCUUUUGACAGCAGGCAAGAAUUGUAGCUUCUCACUUACACAGAAACCAACAGAGACAAAUAUUUCCAACUGUAAGCCGGAAAACUUAGAUAUUAUUAUCCUUUUUGAUAAUGCAGACGAAACUGAUAAUUUGAGCGAUCCUGCAAUAACCGCCAACCGAUAUUUACUUCUCGAUAUCUUAGGUUCAUUACCAGUCGAAACUGGUGCACGAAUCCGAUUUUCUAUCAAUACCUUCACAAAUGAACCGAAAUCUAUCAUAAGUUUAAGUGAUCGUCAAGAGAGACAAUUAAUUUUCAAUAAGGUUGAAACAAUAAAAGCUGAACAUGGAAAAUCAUCAUAUGCUAGAGUUGUAAAUCAUGCGUUAAACGAAUAUGAAAAAUCUCACCGCACUGAUGCUCGAGGAAUUUUGCUUAUUGUUGGGGAUGGUAAAUCAGAAGACGAUGAGAAUAGUCGUAAAUCUGCUUCGCAACGUAUUAAAGCAGCGAAAGGUCUGACCUGUUUCGCGGUCGAUGGUAGGAAAUCUAUCGAUUCAUCGGUUCUCGCUGAAUAUACUGGCUCUGAGGAAAGGGUUUUCAACUACGAUAAAAAUGCUGAAUUUGCUAGAAUUUUUUUACAAGAAACAAGUGCUCCCACCAAUUCGAACUGCAGCACUUAUUUCUUGGAACAAGAUAAAUCCUUAGUUUUAAAAUCCAUUAAAAAUAUACAAAAUUCUCUCGUCGACGAUUUGCGAAAUACGACGCUUAGCAGAGAAGUUUCAAUAAAACAGGGACGUUUAUCGCCUAAAUCAUCGAAAGCUAUUUCUGAAUUACUUGCGACGACAACGAUUCCACCAAGAAUUUCAGCAACUUCUCUGAAUUCUAAGCUACCAAUGUCAUUUGAAUUUUCGAAUGCUAGCGAACCAUCUGCUAUCGAAAUGGUGGCUCCAGGCUGCAAAAUUGAUUUAAUAAUCAUAUUGGAUUCGUCUGGAUCAGUUGAGGAUUCUUUCGAUCGAGAAAAACAAUUAGCGUCUGGCAUUGUUGAGCGAUUAACUGUCGGUCCAAAUGAUUCUCGGAUAGCAAUUAUCAAGUUUGCGGCUAAAGAGAAAGUGCGAACCAUUUGGUCAUUCAAGCAGAUUCAAAGUCAAACCAGUAUAAGAAAUGCUUUAAAAUCAAUGACUUUUAGUAGUGGAACUACCGCUAUCGAUACUGCAUUAUUACAGGCAAUCGCUGAAUAUACACCUGGAAAGGGUGCUCGACCUGGUCAAGCGACACCUGUUUGUAUUAUUUUUACUGAUGGUUUUGGCCAAAAGGAUGCAACUGAAUCAGCCAAUCUCCUUAGGAGUAUUAUUCCUAAUGUUUUCUCUGUCGCCGUUACUCGUCAGAUGACGGUAAAUCGACAUGAACUGGAAAAAAUUGCCGGAUCAAAGCAACGAGUAUUCACCGAUGAUAAUAUACUUCAAUUUUAUGCAGUGUUCGAAAAACUCAGAAAAAACUGUUAA